AUGGCUCAUGUCGCACUCACAUUGGGGCCGCUGUUGCUUGGGGGUUCCAUUGCACUCAUGUUGAGUGGAAUGGUGACAGUUCAGUGCAUCGUUUUCUACAAGCUCUAUCCAAACGAAAUUCGCCUCUGGAUUGGAAUGGUGUUCUUCAUCUGGGUUCUUGAUCUUUUGCACUCUAUAUUCAUCGUAAUCUCGCUUUUCGAUUAUUUCAUCACGUUCUUUGGAGAAGAAUCACGGACGGACUUCAUUCCUUGGUCUAUCGCGCUCUCCGUGGUUGUGACGGCCAUUACGACGCUCAUCGUCCAUAUGUAUUACGCUCAAAAGAUCUUCAAAUCAAGCACUAGAAAUUGGUGGAUUACCGCACCCGUUAUAAUCCUUGCAUUCUUGCGUCUCUUCGCAGCAUCGGUAUCCACCACAGAGAUGAUUCGUCUGCGCAGAUAUUCAGCCUUUAUGGAAACCUAUCCUGGGUGGGUCUUCACGACUGGCCUCUCUCUUUCUGCCAGCGUCGACUUCAUUAUCACAACAUUACUUUGCUACUUUUUGCGCAAGUUGCGCCAGCGGACUGCAUCGACGUUAAUGGCGCAUAUGGUGGACGUGCUGACGUUGUUCACUCUUGAAAACGGGCUGUUAACCUUCAUGACCGUUACGGCUUCUCUAAUCUGUUGGUUGACUAUGCCAAAUAAUCUCGUCUUCCUCGGCCUACAUUUCGUCAUCGGAAAACGUGCGCUCAUUCAUGUUGUCAGUUGUAAUAGGAAUGCUGAUCGUACGGGUAUGCCGACAGUCUACGCCAACUCGUGUCUAAUUUCGCUCAACACGCGUAAAGAACUCCGCGAAAUGAGAUGGGCCAAAAAUAAUGACUGGGGCCCAGCCCUACCAGUGCUGACGCCGGACGACUUCGGUGGUGCCAGGCUUCAGCAAGGACGAAGGAUUGGGCGAUCAUCAUCGACACUACUGCAGCAUGCUGCUUCAUCAAGUCGACUGACCUUUGAACCCAGUCCGGCUGUUUUCCCACUGGGAAUGCCCAGUUUUGCUCCGCUGCAGGUCAGCGUGGAACGCACCGUUACACGAAAUUCGGAGGACCUCAGGGAUGUCCUACAACGGGACUACUAUCAUGGGCAGCGAUACCAGUGGCAUCUUCCUGCAGCCCCACGCUAUACUACUGGUGGGGCUCAUACCCAAAACCCGUCUUCAGGCGUCGGAGCUUGA
Molecule: messenger RNA, 1203 nt
Organism: Mycena indigotica
Lineage: Eukaryota; Fungi; Basidiomycota; Agaricomycetes; Agaricales; Mycenaceae
Exons: 13
Coding region: 1-1203 (400 amino acids)
Source: RefSeq, a predicted model, not a curated record